AUGUCUGUUCUCCCUGCCGAGGUGCAGGGAGCCUUGACCCAGCUUCUGCAAGCCCUCUCUUCCCCGGACAACACUCUCCGCAGUCAAGCCGAAGAGCAACUCAACAAUGACUGGACUCCCAAUCGCCCCGAGGUGCUGUUGAUGGGCUUGGCCGAACAGUUACAAGCUGCGCCAGACUCAUCGACACGAUCGUUCGCCGCAGUCUUGUUCCGCAAACAAGCCUCCAAACAACGCAAGAUCCCUCCUAGCACUGACUCCAAGGAACUCUUUUGGUCUCUCAGCCCGGAAGCCAAAACCGCCAUUCGAUCAAAGUUGCUGGAAGGUCUCGCAAGAGAGCAGGUCAACCAAGUCAGGAAUAAAAUCGGAGACGCAAUUGCUGAGAUCGCACGGCAAUAUGUGGAUGCCGGGACGAACGAGACCUGGGUGGACCUGCUUCAUGCGCUCUUUCAAGCGAGCCAGUCGACCGACGCGGGCAUGCGCGAAUGCUCGUUCAGGAUAUUCUCCACCACCCCCGGCAUUAUUGAGAGAGAACACGAAGGUGCGGUUCAGGAGGUGUUCCUCAAGGGGUUCAAGGACAGCAGUGUCGAGGUCCGACUCUCAGCAAUCGAAGCAUUUGCCUCGUUCUUUCAUUCGGUCAGCAAAAAGACACAGCCGAAGUACUAUCCUUUAAUACCCGAAAUCCUCAACAUUCUGCCGCCUCUCAAAGAAGCUGGAGAUACCGAUAAUCUAUCAAAGGCAUUUGUCUCGCUGAUUGAACUCGCCGAAAUAUGCCCGAAAAUGUUCAAAGGCCUCUUCAACAAUCUUGUCAAGUUCAGCAUUUCAGUCAUCCAAGAGAAAGAGCUGGGGGAUCAGACUCGACAAAACGCUUUGGAGCUUAUGGCUACCUUCGCCGAAUGGGCGCCUGCCAUGUGCAAGAAAGACGAAUCCUUUGUGAAUGAUAUGGUAACGCAAUGUCUUAGCUUGAUGACUGACAUUGGAAUUGAUGAUGAUGACGCCUCAGAGUGGAACGCGACCGAGGAUCUUGACAAUGAAGAAAACGACAUGAACCAUGUCGCGGGCGAGCAGUGCAUGGACCGCUUGGCCAACAAGCUGGGAGGACAAGUGAUGCUACCUGCAACGUUCACGUGGCUACCGAGAAUGAUGCAUUCUGCAUCCUGGAGAGAUCGGCACGCGGCUCUGAUGGCUAUCUCUGCAAUUUCCGAGGGAUGUCGAGACCUCAUGAUCGGCGAACUAGACAAGGUCCUCGAACUGGUGGUGCCAUCCUUGAGAGAUCCUCAUCCACGGGUCAGAUUUGCCGGGUGCAAUGCUCUUGGCCAGAUGAGCACCGACUUUGCCGGGCCCAUGCAAGAGAAGUACCAUCAAGUGGUGCUGACAAACAUCAUCCCCGUCCUGGAAGCGCCCGAGCCACGAGUACAAGCGCAUGCCGCCGCAGCACUAGUCAACUUCUGCGAAGAGGCAGAGAAGUCAAUCCUGGAACCGUACUUGGAUCAAUUACUUGGCCACCUCCUGCAACUCCUGCAGUCUCCCAAACGGUACGUGCAGGAACAAGCACUAUCAACGAUUGCCACUAUCGCCGACUCUGCCGAGGGCGCCUUCAUUCGCUACUAUGACACCUUGAUGCCUCUUCUCUUCAACGUUCUGCGGGCCGAACAAUCAAAAGAGUAUCGAUUACUGCGUGCUAAGGCCAUGGAGUGCGCGACGCUCAUUGCCUUGGCUGUGGGCAAGGAAAAAAUGGGCCAAGACGGCAUUACGCUCGUUCAGAUCCUUGGUAACAUCCAGCAAAACAUCACAGAUGACGAUGACCCACAAUCACAAUAUCUGCUGCAUUGCUGGGGACGAAUGUGUAGAGUUUUAGGCUCUGAUUUCGUCCCUUAUCUCCCUGGAGUCAUGCCCCCCUUAUUGGAGCUCGCGGCAGCCAAAGCAGACAUCCAGCUGAUAGACAACGAAGACGACGUGCUGGAAGAGGAGGGCUGGGAGUUGGUCCCUUUGAAGGGAAAAGUCAUCGGGAUCAAGACAUCAACGCUUGAGGAUAAACACACGGCGAUUGAACUUAUCACCAUCUACGCUCAAAUUUUGGAAGCAGACUUCGAGCCUUACGUGGCCGACAUCACAGAACGAAUCGCUCUGCCUGGAUUGUCGUUCUUCUUCCACGAUCCCGUACGGGUAGCUUCCGCCAAACUAAUCCCUCAAUUACUCAACUCGAUCAAGAAGCGAUACGGCGAGCAAUCGCCGCAAUUGAACGAAAUCUGGACGAAAUGUUCUGAAAAGGAGAUCGAAAUCCUCAGUGCUGAGCCUUCAAUUGACACACUAGCGGAAAUGUUCCAGUGCUUCUACGAGAGUGUCGAAGUGGUAGGCAAGGGCUGCCUGACCCAACAGCACAUGGAGCUCUUCGUGCAAUCGGUCAAGUCGACGCUGGAAGAGUUCCAGAAACGUGUUCAAGAGCGCGCCGAAGAGAAGGCCGAAUCUGCCGCUGCCAACCAAGGCCCGGAUGCCGACGAGGAGGAUUCCUUGUCUGUACAAUACGCCAUUGAAGACGACCAGACUCUCCUAUCAGACAUGAACAAAGCAUUCCACACCAUAUUCAAGAACAUGGGGGUUGCAUUCCUCCCAACGUGGCAGCAACUCAUGCCCUUUUAUGACGCGUUUGUCACCAGCGCGGACCCUAUGCAGCGACAGUGGGCGAUCUGCAUCUUUGACGACGUCUUGGAAUUCUGCGGGCCACAGUCCUGGCAGUAUUCCGACCACAUAAUCCAACCGCUCAUCAACGGUAUGAGGGACGAAAAUGCGAAUAAUCGGCAAGCAGCCGCAUAUGGCGUGGGUAUUGCAGGACAAAAGGGCGGAGAACAAUGGAGUGACUUCGUGGCUGCGAGCAUUGACACUCUUUUGCAAAUCACGCGUGUUCCGAACGCGCGAAGUGAUGACGAUGUCUUUGCCACGGAGAAUGCUUGUGCUGCAAUCGCGAAGAUUUUGCAUUUCAACGCUGGCAAGGUGGUCAAUCCACAGUCGGUGGUGGAACAGUGGCUCGACACGCUGCCCGUGGUUAAUGACGAAGAAGCGGCACCGUAUGCGUACAGCUUUGUUGCGCAAUUGAUUGAUCAGCAAAACCCAGCAGUGUUUGCGAAGGCGGCACAGGUCUUCCACCACAUUGCGCUGGCUCUGGAAGCGGAAAUGAUCCAAGGUGCCACGGCGAAGAAGAUCGUUGAGAGUGCCAAGGUGCUGGUUGGCAAGACGGGUAUCAAUGCUGAGCAGGUUCUGCAGGGCCUGAGCGAAGAUGGACAGAGGACCGUGAGGAGUUAUUUUGCCUAA
This is a messenger RNA of Cladophialophora psammophila CBS 110553, 3306 nucleotides long. RefSeq lists its product as uncharacterized. The record is from RefSeq and is a predicted model, not a curated record. Gene Ontology annotation, biological process: protein import into nucleus. Bases 1 to 3306 code for a protein of 1101 amino acids. The transcript is spliced from 5 exons. NCBI's taxonomy places the organism in Eukaryota, Fungi, Ascomycota, Eurotiomycetes, Chaetothyriales, Herpotrichiellaceae. Gene Ontology annotation, molecular function: small GTPase binding; nuclear import signal receptor activity. Gene Ontology annotation, cellular component: nucleus; cytoplasm.